This is a messenger RNA of Lodderomyces beijingensis, 4011 nucleotides long. Lineage: Eukaryota; Fungi; Ascomycota; Pichiomycetes; Serinales; Debaryomycetaceae. The record is from the annotation of a GenBank genome assembly.
AUGAGUAGCAACCAAAGGCCCUCGAGGAGCAGACGGUCGUCCUCGUACGACCGGAAAUUGAGCCGUUCUAGACACAAUUCAGUCACCUCGGUUGACUCGUCCGUUGGACACUUGCUAGAUGAAAACAAUUUCGAAAUGUUUUCGGGAGCUGGGUCCGCUGUGAUCCCUUCAUCGGUGACCUCCUUGCAUUAUCCGCACAGCUUUGGCAACAGGCGAAGCUCGCGUCUUUCUAGGGAGACGUCGCCGCUUCUUAGUGCUGACGAGCACGACGUCGACUUGAGGUCCGUCAAGUCGCACGCCUCGCGAAGCUCGAUCGAUACCCAGUCCCAUUUCCGAUUCUUUUCGGCCGAUGAGAUUGAAAUGGCCCCCGGUGGGUCAACUUUGGAGAAUCCCGAAGACCCUGUCGACUACAACACAAACUGGGAGUACUCGGUGGACAAGUACUUGAGCGACGAAGAAGCACUCCAGGAGAGCCUUGCCACGGAUGAGCUGCCCAAUGACAGGGCCAAGUCUCCGGAAGUUGCUGAUUACGGCUCGUUGAACUUCGAACGGCGUAACCGCCGCAGCUCCGAUGGAAGCAGUGCGCGAUCAGACUUGCUUGAUGAGAGCAGCGCCGAUGCCAACAAGAUCGAUGAGGACUUUCACAAAGCUUUUCCUACUGUGUUGGAUUACCAAAGAUACUAUCUAGCUGAGGAAGACUUGGUGAUUGGUAUCGCUGGUUACCGCAACUCGUGGUGGAAAAAGACCUUGUACUAUUUAUUCUGCAUAUUGACGUUGGGGUUGGGGUACUUGAUACUACGGUGGUUCCCCAGAUACAGAGUCAAUUUCAUGGGAACGCGGAGCCCGCUCGGUCUCGCGGACUGGUGUGUCAUUGAAAACGAAUUUGGAGAGUUGCUGAUUAUCGAUAUUAAAAAGCAGAGGUUUAGCGAACGCCUUUCCUGCUUUUUAGCUCUUCCAGAAGGAGACUCGGAAAAGGACAUUGUUGUUCCUUAUUUGCACUCGUUUGUUUACCGGUACAUCAAGUUCUUCUACAACCCGGCGGAGGACAUCUUCAAGACAAACUCCAAUUGGUAUGAUGGGAGGUGGUUGAAUGUAAAGAACAUCAAGGACGGUAUUUCCCAGUCUCUCCAGGAGCAGAGGUUGGAAGUGUUUGACGAGAAUCGAAUCGAAGUAGAUGAAAAGUCCGUGUUUCAGCUUUUGGUCGACGAAGUGUUGCACCCGUUCUACGUUUUCCAGAUCUUCUCCAUUUUUCUAUGGUUGGCGGACGACUACUACUAUUAUGCGUCCUGCAUUUUUCUCAUUUCCAUGAUCUCGAUCAUCAACUCGCUCGUGGAAACAAAGUCGACAAUCCGGAGGUUGCAGCUGAUUUCGAGAUUCAGCUGCGAGGUGCGAGUGUGGAGGAAUGGGUUUUGGAAACAGAUUGAGUCGGUGGACUUGGUGCCGGGGGAUGUUUUUGAAGUCGACCCCUCGUUGAGUGUUCUUCCUUGCGACGCGUUGCUCGCAAACGGCGAGUGUGUCAUUAACGAGUCCAUGUUGACUGGUGAAAGUGUACCGGUGUCCAAGGUGAGCGCCACGAGGGAAACUGUUAAGUUGCUUCCCGAUAAUUUCAUUGACCCGGCUUUGUCAAGGUCCUAUCUCUUUAGCGGAACCAAGCUUUUAAAGAUGAGGUCUGCAAACGACGAGCCCGUCCAAGCAAUGGUAAUCAAAACCGGGUUCAACACCACAAAGGGAUCUUUAGUGAGAUCUAUGCUUUUCCCCAAACCAACUGGCUUCAAGUUUUACCAAGAUUCAUUCAAAUAUAUCGGCUUCAUGACCAUCAUUGCUGCGAUUGGCUUCACAUACUCGACUUACAACUUUAUCAAGUUGGGCAUCAGCAAAAAAGUGAUGAUUUUGAGAGCCUUGGACAUCAUCACGAUUGUUGUGCCGCCAGCAUUACCAGCAACCCUUACGAUCGGAGUCAGCUUUGCGAUAGCAAGACUCAAGAAGCUACAAAUCUACUGCACGGCGCCCAGUCGAGUCAACAUUGGCGGGAAAAUCGACGCCCUCUGUUUUGACAAGACCGGUACUUUGACUGAGGACGGGCUCGAUGUGUUGGGGAUUCACUUGGCAAAUAACGCUGAAGGACGCAAGGAAAUUGUCUUUGAAACUUUGGUCGAGGACAUCCUGAAUUUAAAGACGGUUCGCACGUCCGAUUACGAGACCAACAACGGCAAGUUUCUUCUCGGGUGCAUGGCGUCUUGCCACUCGCUUCGACUGAUUGAUGGAGAAAUCAUGGGCGACCCGCUCGAUGCUAAGAUGUUUGAAUUCACGAGGUGGGAAUACGAGGAAGACGUUGAGACCGGUAAACCCAUUGUUUCCAAUAACGGACAGUUUUACAACGUGGUGAAAGAAUAUGAGUUUGUCGCAUCCUUGAGAAGGAUGUCUGUUGUUGUGAGUGUGCCCAAUAGUAAUAAUAAAAAAAUUGUCUUCACCAAGGGGGCACCGGAGAUCAUGGUGGAUAUCUGCCACGAGGAGUCGCUUCCUUCCAACUUUGAAGAGCUUUUGCACCAUUACACCCAUCUAGGAUACAGAGUGAUUGCUUGCGCAUACAAGGGAGUUGACUCGGACAAGUUGGAGCGUGGUGACGCUGAGUCGGGUCUAACAUUCACGGGGUUUAUUGUUUUCGAGAACAAGUUGAAGAAAUCAACAGCGCCGACAUUGGAAGCAUUGAACGAAGCUCAAAUCCGAACCAUCAUGUGCACUGGCGACAAUAUCCUCACUGCGAUUAGUGUUGCACGAGAACUGAAACUACUACCACCAGACCAGGUGCAAGAGAUUUACAUCCCCAUUUUGGACGUCAAAGACGAUAUACGUUUUAUAUUCUGGCAGGAGGUCAAUGACCCCGAUAAGCGCUUGGAUUCGGAAACCAUCAAGCCGAUGGAUAUCAGACAGGACUCGAAGUACAAGUUGGCAAUGACGGGAGACAUAUUCAGGUUUCUUCUCACCGAGGUGAAAGACAUCAACAUCACCCGCAAUGUGUUGAUGAACUGCGACGUUUUUGCACGGAUGUCGCCUGACGAGAAGCACGAACUAGUGGAACAGCUUCAAAAAAUCGAUUACACCGUGGGCUUCUGUGGCGAUGGCGCCAACGACUGUGGUGCAUUGAAGGCUGCCGAUGUUGGCAUUUCGCUCUCUGAGGCAGAAGCUUCCGUGGCUGCACCGUUCACGUCAAGAGUAUUUGAGAUCUCGUGCGUCUUGGACGUGAUCAAAGAAGGCCGCUCGAGCUUGGUCACGAGUUUUUCGUGCUUCAAGUACAUGUCCUUGUACUCGGCGAUCCAGUUUGUCACCGUGACCAUCCUUUACAAGACAGGUACGAACUUGGGCGAUUUCCAGUUCUUGUACAUUGACUUGUUCUUGAUCCUCCCCUUGGCGAUAUUCAUGUCGUGGUCGAAACCGUACAACAAGCUCUGUGUCAAGAGACCCACCGCCAAUCUAGUCUCUCCAAAAGUCUUGAUCCCGAUGGUGUGCAACAUUUUUGUCUUGUUGAUGUUUCAAGUUGUCAUUUGGCUCUGGGUGGGACACGAGCCGUGGUACAUCAAGCCCGUGCCAGGCGACGACGAUGCCGUUCAGUCGUCGGAUAACACCGUGUUGUUUCUCUUUUCAAACUUCCAGUACAUUUUGAUCGCCGUGGUGUUGAACCAAGGGCCACCUUACAGAGAGCCCAUCCAGCAAAACGUCCCCUUUAUGAUCAAUCUCGUCGUGGCUACAUUGUUGUCCUUGUCGUUAUUUGCAAUCAAAGGCGACUCGAAAUUGGGCGACUUUAUGCAACUCACCGACCUCCAUGGCAAUUUUUACUGGUUCAUCGUCAUUUUUGCAGUGGUGAACCUCGUGUUGAUGAUGGUGGGAGAUUCGAUUUGGUUCCCCAAAUUGGCAAGACUUUACAAGAGGGUAUUCCAUAGGCAAUCCCUUGGUAAGAGUAAAAAAACGUUUAAGAAUUUGAAACGGGAGUUUACCCAGAUUCAAAGUGUUUAG